AUGGCCGGCCUUUCGCGCCACCUGCUGGAAAUGUUCCUGCGUCGGGAGUUGUUCAACCUCGACGAAAUGCGGACGCUGGAAAACAACCCGCAACGUCAGGUUGGAUACCUGAAUGUGGGCGGAUACGUGCAGCGCGAUUAUGCCCCGCUUCCGGAUCGCCUGCGCUCGGCCAACGAAGCGCUGAGCCAGGUGGCAGACUUCCUGGCAACGCUGGAUGCCAAAACCGACCCCGAGCUGGGCGCUCCCCUGCGCGACAUGGCGGUGGAGGCGUACCGAGGUAUGGCUUCUUACUACCGCACUGGCCUGUCCGCUGCCGCCGCCGACUGCGUCGCCGUAGCGCCAGACGUUGCCGCCGAGUUCGAUCAGGCUCGCACGGCCGCAGCAACUGCGGUGGAUGCCUUCGUGGAACGGUUGCAGUCUCGCGACGUGCGACCGGAAUUUGCCAUCGGUUCCAGUAUGUACGGUCGAAUGCUGGCCGUGGGCGAGGGAGUCAAUACGGCGUUGUCCGACGUGCUGUCCAUAGGCCAGGCCAACCUCGAAGAGAAUCUGCGCCGGUUGGAUGAAGCCGCAUCGCUGGUGGCGCCGGGCAAAUCGGUACGCGAGGCGGUGGCCCUGGUCAGCUCAAACCAUCCGACGGCGGCGGGCCUGAUUCCAGACGUGCGGGAGAUGCUGGAAGACAUCCGGCAAUCGCUGAUCGAUCUGGACAUCAUAGGCUUGCCCUCCGAAGAGCGGUGCCAGGUUACGGAAACACCGUCGUACAUGCGCUACGCCUUUGCCGCCAUGGAUUCCCCGGGUGGGUUGGAAUCGGUUGCCACCGAAGCCUUCUACUACGUUACACCCGUGGAACCCGACUGGACGCCACAGCAGCAGGAAGAAUGGCUGGCCAAUUUCAAUUACCGCACGCUGAAGGUGGUGAGCAUCCACGAGGUGUACCCCGGCCAUUACGUGCACAACCUGCACAAUAGACACGGCGGCGGCCUGCCACUGAUCAAUCGGGUCGCCACAUCCUACGCCUUCAGCGAGGGUUGGGCGCACUACACCGAGGAGAUGAUGCUGGAGACCGAGUACGGUCGCGAUGACCCGGCCCUCUGGUUGACCCAACUGUUGGAAGCGUUGGUGCGUAAUUGCCGCUACCUGUGCUCGCUGGGGAUGCACACCCAGCGCAUGACGGUUGAUGAGGCGACGCGGUUCUUUCAGGCGCACGCCUACAUGGAAGAACACCCGGCGCGUCGGGAAGCGCUACGUGGCACCUUCGACCCCGGCUACCUCAACUACACGCUGGGCAAACUGAUGCUGCUGAAACUGCGCCAGGACUGGAGGCGGCAGGAAGGCGCGGGUUACCGUCUGCGCGGCUUCCACGACGCCGCACUAUCCUGGGGUGCCCCACCGGUCCCCCUGUUGCGGUCGGCGAUGCUACGCGAACCCGGCGCUGAAAUCCUGUAG
Molecule: messenger RNA, 1443 nt
Organism: Geodia barretti
Lineage: Eukaryota; Metazoa; Porifera; Demospongiae; Tetractinellida; Geodiidae
Source: the annotation of a GenBank genome assembly